AGUAAACGCUCUGGUCUGCAUCUCCAUGCUUCGAUCAGUAAGGACUUGGUUCUAAAAAAACCGCACAGUACCAAAAAGCAGCUCAAAGAAACUUCCGUGAACGAAAUCGACCUUAAAAUGGCCGACCAAAGCAAGCUCAUCGAACAACUCCAGAAACGCCUCCAGAUCCUGGAAGACAAGGAUGCCCUCCAGACACUAUUGAACACAUAUUGCAACACGGCUGACGCCCACGACUGGGAGGGUUACUCAGGAACCUAUAUCGAGGACGGACCCGUUAUGACUUUCGAAUCUUGGGGCGAUAUCGUUGGCAGAGAAGCCAUCCUGAAAGCAGCCAGUGUAGAGACACAGUUUGAGGGCCUUCAGCACACAAUGACCAACAUGGAGUUCAAAGUGGACGGUUCUGACAAGGCGACAGGUACCGCAUACCUGUGGUUCUGCGCAACGCCAGAGACAGCAAAACCAGAAAUCCAUUACGCCUUUGGUGGACCAUACCGUUUCGAAUUUCAACGAACUGCACAAGGAUGGAAGAUCGCGCGGAUGCGGUUGAAGAGGAUUUGGGCACAGGGCAAUGACACGAAGAAGGCAUUCGGUACGGGCUAGAUGUCACUUCCUCAGAGUAGCACUCGCCGAAUGAGAAGCAGUACAUAAGUUCUUGUAAAUGAGCACAUCGUAUUGGAUCUACGUUCUCAGAGUGCUGUACGACAUAUAGCUCUUGUGAACGC
This is a messenger RNA of Exophiala viscosa, 722 nucleotides long. RefSeq lists its product as uncharacterized. NCBI's taxonomy places the organism in Eukaryota, Fungi, Ascomycota, Eurotiomycetes, Chaetothyriales, Herpotrichiellaceae. The transcript has a single exon. Bases 118 to 600 code for a protein of 160 amino acids. The record is from RefSeq and is a predicted model, not a curated record.